AGAGAGAGAGAGAGAGAGAGAGAGAGAGAGAGAAUGUGUGUGCUAGGGAAAUGUUCCAUGGAAAAUCUGUAGAACUGAUGUAAGAAAAAGCAGCGGCAGGGGUUGGAGCAAGUGAAGUAGAACUGAGACUAUAAAAACACGGAAAGAAACUCACCAUCAGGGCUAAGUUUGGGAUAAACUGCAGACAGGACUCUAAAGUUAGGAGUUCCGCAGACUUCUCACAAGAUGCUGGACUGGAGAUUGACAAGUGCACACUUCAUCCUGGCUGUGAUUGUGAUGAUGUGGAGCUCAGGAAAGGCGUUCUCCGUGGACAUAGCAACAGAGGCCUCUGAGUUUGGAGCAGCAGGCUUGCAGUCACCACCCACAGGCAGGGAAGAGAAAUCAGCCACCGACCUGGCAGCUAAGCUCCUGCUUCUCGAUGAGCUGGUGUCCUUGGAGAACGAAGUAUUUGAGACCAAGAAGAAGAGGAGCUUCCCUGGCUUUGGGUCACCCCUGGACAGACUCUCAGCUGGGUCUGUAGAGCACAAAGGGAAACAGAGGAAAGUAGAUCAUUCAAAAAAGCGGUUUGGUAUCCCCAUGGAUCGGAUUGGUAGAAACCGACUUUCUAGUUCCAGAGGCUGAUGGAUUCCCAUCAUGCGUCUGACUUGCACAGAACUUAGAGAAGAUGCUUCAGUGAAGUUCUUCUUUCCUCCCUGCUGGUUAAAUUGUUGAGGAACUAAUCUUCUGCAUACCUUCCCAAAGCUUGAGAACCUCAAUUCGUCAUCUCCUAGUGUUGCUAUGGUUUUAGUUAAGUUGUGCAGAGCAUUUCAGUGCAUGAAUAUCUUUGAGAAUAUUGUUUUAAUGAUUCAUAAAUUGUAACAUGGCCCCUAAACCUACCUUUAAAAACAUUUGUCAAGUAUUAUGCAUUCUCUUGCCAUUAAUGCUUUUACAAUUCAGCUUCCCAAUGUGCUUUCUAAAAACCUAGGGUUUAAAGAUUUGAAGAUGUAAAGAAAGGAACAUAUGUACAGAAUGUAUGAUGAUUUAUAGAGGGCUUUUUAACUUUUCUGAAAUGUGCCAAAUUGCUGAAAAUCUUCACUCUAGGCUUAGAGAAAAGGCAGCAAGUGAAUAUUUGCUUCAAGUGUGGUAGAUGGCUGUAGCAAAAGGAAAUAAAUUUUUGAGAAAGUUGAGUGAUAGUAUUCUUUAGAAACUAAUAUCUAAAAGUUAAUAUAAGGAAAGUCAAUAUAAUUGGCCUAUGUGUAAUGUUCUGCAGAACUCUGAAUUUAAUAGAUUUAUUUGAAAAGAAAUUACUGUCUCUGUUGUUUAUUUUUCUCAGCAUUGGGGUGGACCAUACAAAUGUUUCCCAUGUUAGAAGCUUUGUUUUUGUUUUGUUUUGUUUUUCUUUUUCUCUCCAUUAGAUGUUUAGAAGCUACCAAUCCAACCAAGUAGAGCUUCAUGCCUUGACAAAAGACAUUGAAAUCAAUAUUAGGCUAAAAUAUCUCAUAUUGAAGUUUGAAGUUUGAGCUGUACAAAUGGAUUUCCUGCAUUGCUUAAUUUAAAAAAAAUAGGCUAUGAGAGCAAGGAAUACAGAUCAAUGGCAGAGUGCCUACCGAGCAUGAAAGAGACAGAUUUCCUGUCUAAUUGGUAUGGUGGCUCAUGCCUGUAAUCCCAGCACUUGGAGAUAAGAGGAGGAAGAUCAGAAAUUCAAGGCCACCCUCAGCUAAGCAGAAAGUCUGAGGCUCGGCUGGACAACAUGAGACCUCUGUUUCAAAAGGAGAAAGCAACAAGGGAAGAAAUGAAAGGAAAAAAGAAAGGAAGAAAGGAAGGAAGGAAGGGAGGGAGGAAGGGAGGGAGGAAGGAAAAAAAGAAAGAGAAAGAGACGAAAGAAAACAUGCAAUCACAUCUAAUUCAAAGUAAGAGAACAUAGCAUAUUGAUUUAUGCUCCAUUCAUAAAUGGAGCACAGAGUGCAAUUGUCUCAUAAUGCAAAUUUCAAUGAAGAAAAGAAGAAAAACACAUUCUCAACUUAAAAUUACUUUAAUUCAUGCAUCUUAGUUUUUACUACCACACUGAAAAGAAUAGAAAUAUAAAAAGCAUUAUUCCAGCUGAAAUGGAGUCUUCUUAACAAUAAAUUAAACAUCAGUUAUGUUAAAUAAUGGGAUGUCCUAUCUCAUUUGUUUUUAAUACAAUGUAUAACAGUAGAUUCAACUGUAUUUCCCUGGGGAGCCAGCAAUUUAAAAAGUCAUGAUUUAAAGCUAUAUAUAUUUUGCCUUUUUCUCCUUGUUUCUAAAUAGAGAUACAUAGAGCAAAUGAAUAUGUAAAUAGAAUUUCUGAGUUCUAGUGUUAAUUACAUAACCAACUUUGCAUGCAAGGAUGUAAUUCUAAGCUACAGUGUCUUCAAAUUUACACUACACAAAAUUUAUCAAAUUUUACCUUUAAUCUCCAUAUCAUUUGGGGAAUUAAAUUUCUUAAAUUAUUAAAAACUGAAUUCAAUCUUCUAAAAAGCAACAGUGGCAUUGUGUUCGAUGCAUAAGUUUCAAUG
Messenger RNA from Peromyscus californicus insignis, 2516 nucleotides. It is a transcript of the gene Ostn, whose product is annotated as osteocrin. Gene Ontology annotation, biological process: hormone-mediated signaling pathway. Lineage: Eukaryota; Metazoa; Chordata; Mammalia; Rodentia; Cricetidae. The coding region runs from base 226 to 621 and encodes 131 amino acids. The transcript is spliced from 5 exons. The record is from RefSeq and is a predicted model, not a curated record. Gene Ontology annotation, molecular function: signaling receptor binding.